AUGAGAAAAAAUGUAUGUACAGGUGAAAAUGAAAGGAAAGAAAGAGGUGGGUUCCUUGCACCUAACCCAUCUCCCAUCUCUCAGAAUAUUAUCCUUUUUUCUCAUUUUAAUUUUGCCUUCUCUGCUCUUACCUCUGUUCGCCGCCUUCUCUCCUCUUUCUAUCAGCUCACUCACUUGAAGUCUUUCAAGCUGGCGAUCGAGAACCAAGAAUCAACUGUUCGUGAAAUCAAGCCCAAGAACAGAAGAUUCAUGGGUGCUGGUGGACCUGAUGAAGACGACAACAUGUGGCCGCCAUGGUUGAAGCCUUUGUUGAGAGAACAUUUCUUUGUUCAAUGCAAGCUUCAUGCUGAUUCUCACAAGAGUGAAUGCAAUAUGUACUGCUUGGAUUGUAUUAAUGGCGCUUUCUGCUCUUUGUGUCUAGCUUAUCACAAGGAUCAUCGUUGUAUUCAGAUUAGGAGAUCCUCAUACCAUGAUGUGAUAAGGGUAUCCGAGAUACAAAAAUACGUGGAUAUAUCUGGUGUCCAAACGUAUGUUAUUAACAGCGCAAAGGUCGUCUUCAUCAACGAGAGGCCUCAACCCAGGCCCGGAAAAGGCGUCUCCAACACUUGUGAGGUCUGUGAUCGUAGCCUCGUCGACUCCUUCCGAUUCUGCUCUCUCGGUUGCAAGAUUGUGGGGACAUCGGGAAAUUUCCAGAAGAAGCGGAGGCACACGGCUGCUCUGGCAUCGGACUCCGAGGAUUCAUGCAGCAGCAGCAGCUACGGAAAGUUGAACAACAAAGUGCAGAGCUUCAGCCCUCCGACGCCGCCUCCGACUCUGGUUAAUUACAGAACUGCCAAAAGAAGAAAGGGGAUUCCCCAUCGAGCUCCGAUGGGAGGAUUAAUCAUACAAUAUUAGCCAAUACCCGCCGUAGUGUUCUUCCUUCUUGCUCUCAGAAGUUUAAAGAGCCGCCAUUGUCAAUGUAUCAUGUAUAUAAACACGUGAGAAGAAGCAUCAAUAAGCCCCCAAAUGCUACAACUAGAAAGCUUCCCUUUAUGUUCACGAUGAUUAAUUACAUGUUUUAGAGUGGGAUUAUACACAUUUAGCAAAUAAUCAAAUUUGUAAAUAGGUUUAAGGGAGAAGAAAAGAAAGACGUGUACUGUGUAUUGAUAAGGUAAUGUUUAUAUUUUGGGGUUAUGGAGAUAAAAUAAGAGAGUGAGAUUUUAGUUUGUUUUGUUGCCAUAUGA
Hibiscus syriacus is the source of this 1223-nucleotide messenger RNA. RefSeq lists its product as uncharacterized. The coding region runs from base 1 to 894 and encodes 297 amino acids. The record is from RefSeq and is a predicted model, not a curated record. NCBI's taxonomy places the organism in Eukaryota, Viridiplantae, Streptophyta, Magnoliopsida, Malvales, Malvaceae. The transcript has 4 exons.